Manis pentadactyla (Chinese pangolin) is the source of this 4040-nucleotide messenger RNA. It is a transcript of the gene RUSC1, whose product is annotated as RUN and SH3 domain containing 1. Gene Ontology annotation, molecular function: protein binding. Lineage: Eukaryota; Metazoa; Chordata; Mammalia; Pholidota; Manidae. Gene Ontology annotation, cellular component: cytoplasmic vesicle. The coding region runs from base 176 to 3490 and encodes 1104 amino acids. The transcript has 10 exons. The record is from RefSeq and is a predicted model, not a curated record.
GGACCGCGGGAGCCGCGGAGGAGCCCGACGCCGGGAGCGCUUGCAGGACUCCGGUGAGGAGAGCUCAGCCUGUAGGCGUGCAUAGACAGGUCUGCAUCUGCGGUUGCCAGGUAGGCGUAUGUGAGAGGGCCGAUCCUCCUGAUCCUCUGGAGGCCAUCCCGUCGCUGCCAACACCAUGCUGUCCCCUCAGAGGGCUUUACUCUGCAACCUCAACCACAUCCACCUCCAGCAUGUUUCUCUGGGCCUGCAUUUGUCCCGCCGUCCUGAGCUACGAGAGGGGCCUUUGAGCACGUCUCCUCCCCCAGGGGACACCGGGGGCAAAGACAGCAGGCGUCCCUGCAGCGGGACCUUAGUGGACGCCAAUUCCAACAGCCCCGCCGUGCCCUGCCGAUGCUGCCAGGAGCACGGGUCAGGCCUAGAAAACCGACAGGACCCAGCACAGGAGGAAGAGGGGGCUGCCUCUCCCUCGGAUCCAGGCUGCUCCUCCUCCCUCAGCUCCUGCUCAGACCUUAGCCCCGAUGAGUCCCCCAUCUCAGUCUACUCUCGGGACCUCCCUGGCAACGAGGAUGUCCACCCUCAGCCCAGCAUCAUCCCCCUGGAGCAGGGCUCCCCACUCGCUUCCGCAGGCCCUGGCACCUGCUCCCCGGACAGCUUCUGUUGCUCUCCCGAUUCCUGUUCUGGAGAUUCCUCCACACCCGGCCCGGGCCUGGACUCCAACUGCAACGCCCUGACCACCUGCCAGGACCUCCCUUCCCCAGGGCUAGAGGAAGAGGAGGAGGGUGGGGAGCAGAGCCUCCCUACCUCCGAGCUCCCAGAGGCGGAUGAGGAGAAAACCGACGCUGGGAAAAACGAACCCAGUUGGAAAAUUAACCCCAUUUGGAAAAUUGACACAGAGAAAACUGAAGCUGCCUGGAAAAUCACUGAGAACAAUAACUCUGGUUUGAAAACCAAUGGGAAUCCUAACUCUAGCUGGGAAUCUGAACCUGCAAAAUUCGACUCCGGUUGGAAAACCAACACAGGAAUAAGUGAUUCUGGCUCGAAAACAGAUGCAGGGAAAACUGAUGGGGGAUGGAGAAGUGACGUCAGCGAGGAGCCGGUGCCCCACCGGACAAUCACGUCCUUCCACGAGCUGGCUCAGAAGCGCAAGCGGGGCCCGGGGCUGCCCCUCGUGCAGCAGGCCAAGAAAGACCGCAGUGACUGGCUCAUAGUUUUCUCUCCCGACACCGAGCUGCCACCGACCGGGUCGCUGGGCGGCUCUCCGGCGCCCGCCCGGGAAGUCACCACCUUCAAGGACCUCCGGGCCCGAAUCCGGGCCCCGCCCCCGCCAGUCCCUCCCCGAGAACCCCCCGCUGGCUGGGCCUUGGUUCCACCCCGGCCUCCACCCCCACCCGUCCCUCCCCGGAGGAAGAAGAACCGUUCUGGGCUGCAGCCCAUAGCGGAGGGGCAGCCCGAGGAGGGCAGGGCGGGUAGCCCCGCGGCUGGCGAGGAGGCCACGGCCACGAAGGAGCCGGAAGAGCCCGGCACGCAGGCCAGUCUUGAGGCCAGUCCCCCACUCCUGCUCCCUCGGCCCCUGGUUUUCCGGUUCUCGGCCGACGGGCGCCCCCUGUUGGAGGGAGGGGGCGCGGGUGCAGCUGGGUCUCUGCUCCUAGCGAGGCCUCUGGCCGGCUGGCCCGGCGCCGGGCUGCGGCUGCUGGGGGCGCCGAGUCCCCCAGAGGAGCAGCUGCUGCCUGUUCGCUUGUCCCCGGUUGGAGCCUAUUCGCCUCCGGCUCGGGGGGCCCUGCCCUGCCUGGCCAGCCCUGAGCUGGCACUGCUGCUGUCCCCGCUGUUUCCCAGAAGUAGCACCUUCCCUGCCGCGGCUCCCCCACCCCGCCAGGUACCCGCCCCCCUGCUGCCACCGCCACCUCUUCCGCCGAAGGCCCCUCGCUGGACCAGGAGCCCACCGCCUCCGCCCAGGCUACUCCGUAGUUCCUGGUCGUUCGCCGGUGUCCCCGGGGCCCAGCGGCUGUGGAUGGCAGAAGCCCAGAGUGGGACUGGCCAGCUGCAGGAGCAGAAAAAAGGUCUCCUGAUAGCCGUCAGCGCCUCAGUGGAUAAAAUCAUCUCGCACUUUGGGGCCGCGCGGAACUUGGUUCAGAAGAACCAGCUGGGUGAUAGCCGACUGAGCCCAGAUGUGGGGCACCUGGUGCUGACCACCCUCUGCCCAGCUCUCCACGCCCUGGUGGCCGACGGGCUGAAGCCUUUCCGGAAGGACCUCAUCACUGGGCAGCGCAGGAGCAGCCCCUGGAGCGUGGUGGAGGCAUCCGUGAAGCCAGGUGAAGGCCGAGAGUGUGGGACCGCCGCGCUGCGACCCGGCAGGGCUGGGGCCUGGCUGACGGCACCCAUGUCCUCAGGCUCCAGCACUCGAUCCCUUGGCACCCUGUACAGCCAGGUCAGCCGCCUGGCUCCCCUGAGCAGCAGCCGCAGCCGCUUCCACGCCUUCAUCCUGGGCCUCCUCAACACUAAGCAGUUGGAGCAGUGGUUUUCCAGUCUGCAGGAAGAUGCAGGCCUGCUGUCCCUCCUGUACUUGCCCACUGGAUUCUUCUCCCUGGCCCGGGGAGGCUGUCCCUCCCUGUCCACGGAGCUGCUGCUCCUGCUACAGCCGUUGUCGGUGCUCACCUUCCACCUGGACCUGCUCUUUGAGGCCCACCACCUGCCCCUGGGCCCGCCGCAGGCUCCUGCCCCCGCAGGCUCGCCCCCAGCCCUGCAGCAGACUGUGCAAGCUGUGCUGCACUGGGGGGGCCGGCUAGCCCAGAGCCUUCGGGGGGCUUCUGGGGAGACUGCUCCUGGUGCAUCAGCCCCCUCAAGCCUUCCCGCGCCAGGCAGCUGGUGGGAGCAGCUGACCCAGGCCUCCCGGGUCUAUGCCUCCGGGGGCACCGAGGGCUUCCGAUCCAGGCAUCAGGGCAUGGCAGCCGAGGGCGCACAGGAGAGAUCCCUGCCCACAGAAGCCGCGCCAGGCAGAGGCUUGUGGCUGGGGAGGCUGUUUGGAGUGCCUGGGGGCCUCACAGAAACUGAGAGUGGAGCCCCCAAGUCCAGGAGGCCAUCCAGCUGGCUGCCCCCGACCAUGAGUGUGUUGGCGCUAGUGAAGCGGGGGACAGCUCCCGAGACUCCCUCGCCUCCUGAGGAGCUUGAGGCCUCAGCACCCAGCCCAGCACAGACCCACAGAGCUGCGUCAGCAUUCACUGAGCUGAAUCAAGAGAUAUUCUGCACAGUGGGAAGGGGAAGCCCGGGGACAGCCAGGCGCCCCCACCUCACUUCAUCGCAGCAUCUCCCUCUGGUCCCCCACAGGGCAGUCCGGGCUCUCUGUGACCACGCUGCUGCGGCCCCUGACCAGCUGAGCUUCCGGCAUGGGGAAGUGCUGCGUGUCAUCGCUACCGUGGAUGAGGACUGGCUGCGCUGUGGGCGGGGUGGCGUGGAGGGGCUCGUGCCUGUGGGGUAUACCUCUCUUGUUCUCUAGGCCUAGGACUUGUUCCUUCCUGCGUCAGUCUCUCCCUAACGUCACCUGGGAAUAGAAUGGCCUGCGAACACUAACCCAUGUAGACUGAUCAUCCCAGAAGCAUUUUCUCUGUCUGCAAAGUGACACUUUCCUCCCACAUCCAUUUCUAAUAUGUUAAAUAAAUUUUCCUUUUUCCCUCCCAUACCCAUCUGCAAGUUGAAAUCUGCUCUUCCAAAUAUAUGAAAAGGAAUUCCCCUCCAUGCAAUCUCUUUCCUGUUUGCAUAAGGGAACAUCUCCCUUCCUAACUGAAAAAUGGCUAUCUAGCCCCCCCGCCACCUUCUUCAUCUGUAAGUGGACUGUGCCAGUACAGUAUAUGCCUCAGUUCCCAAGACAAGAAGGGCCUCUGGUAUCCUUCCUGUGUGGAACCUUCUCCCACUCCCCGACCCUGUGUUGCCUGUAUUUAUUAUGUAUUCAUGCUGCACUAGGUGCUGAAGUCUGGACACCCCUGGUGGGUGGGCCUGUGCUGUUGGGUCUGCCUCCUUCUUUGUCCCAAUAAAGUGUGGGAGUUGAA